Haliotis rufescens (red abalone) is the source of this 5627-nucleotide messenger RNA. RefSeq names its product zinc finger protein 62 homolog. NCBI's taxonomy places the organism in Eukaryota, Metazoa, Mollusca, Gastropoda, Lepetellida, Haliotidae. The coding region runs from base 162 to 2747 and encodes 861 amino acids. Gene Ontology annotation, cellular component: nucleus. The transcript is spliced from 9 exons. The record is from RefSeq and is a predicted model, not a curated record. Gene Ontology annotation, biological process: regulation of transcription by RNA polymerase II. Gene Ontology annotation, molecular function: RNA polymerase II transcription regulatory region sequence-specific DNA binding; DNA-binding transcription factor activity, RNA polymerase II-specific.
UUAUAUUUCUGGCAUUGGUGAGAAAACGUUGUAAGCUGUUGUUGCAGCUGCAAGGGCCGGGGUAUGCAGCAUCCUUGCACUGUUGUGAGACGAUGAAUAUGCCACUACAUGUUUAAAAGUUUUUUUAAAUGAACAAGCCUGUUGUUGAAGACACCUGAAGCAUGGAUUCCCUGUCAGAACUUCAGCUGAUCAAUGACUAUCUUAUCCGAAAUUGUCAAGAGAAGGACAAGUUCAUCCGCAGAUGUGGGCCGCUGCUCCGCCACUGUCAGUGUGGUGUGGUGACACAGAAGAUCCUGGAAGAUCUGUCCUGCAUAGAGACCAGAAUCAACACUGAGGAAUACAGAAACUUGUUCUCAAAGACUCUAGCCUGCCAAGACUUCUCAACAGAUCCACCUCUGGACCCGAGUGAUGGACCAGUUGUAUCCGAGGAAGUCCAGUAUGUAUCCCAGGGGGAUACAGAGGACACUCAAGUUGACAUCAUCGUCCAUGACCUUCCUUCUACUCCUCAGGCAGGGGGAGACUACUCUUUCAGUAUAAGCAGUGACAUGACCCUGACUACCAAUGAACCGGUUGUGCGAAGAAUUGCCUUGCCACCGUAUCCAGGGACAACGCAACCUGGGACAUCCGACAUCCCCGACGUGGCAUCUGCUGAAACAUCAUCAGCACUGGAAGCUCUACAAGCCAUCGCAGGCGUUGCCGGGGAAACAGGUUCCCUGGUGGUGUACGAACAGUUAGUAGAUGAGGAGCAGGUGAUUGUGGUGACAUCGGAUCAGAUGCUGCACUUGUCAGAGAUUCAGCAACAGGCAAAUGAGAUCACUGUGUUGGCUGAGACUGCAAGCCUACAACCCCCAAUCAGUGACAACAAUGAGGAUGCUGAGAAAUAUUUGACAGAACUGAAAAAGGAUUUUGCCACCAAAGAGGAAGAAAAAGAGUUGUUGGAGAAAAUCGCAAUAACACCAACACAAGGCAAGACUGCCAUCAUUUCUGAUAAGGUCUACCAAUGUAACUUGUGCGAGAAGUCUUAUAACAAAGUUCAAACCUACAAGGAGCACUGUCUCAAACAUGACAAGUCUCGACAGGAGAGGUGUAAGUGUAAUGUGUGUGGUAAAGGAUUCUCCAAGCCUUUCUUGCUCAAGAUACACAUGGAGAGCCAUAAUGGCUUCAAGCCCGAGCAGUGUGGAACAUGUGGGAAGAGAUUUGCUCAGAAGAGUUCUCUCACAAGACACAUGAAAAUACAUACGCAAGAAAAGCCUUACUCGUGUGUCGUAUGUGACAAGAAGUUUAACCAGUUCAUACACGCUAAACGACACAUGGCGUUACACUCCGUAAACAGACAGAAAUGCCAUUUAUGCCCUCGGACAUUCCCUCAUAAAAAGUUGCUUGAUAAACAUAUUGAAAUUCAUGAAAGUUUGGCAGCGCAGCAAAAGGUGCCUUUAAGUCCAUGUAAUGUACCCAUUGGUAGCAAAGGGAUUAUCAAAAAGAAUCAAGAAAAACGGAAAUUUUCCUGUAAGUAUUGUAUGGAUAAAUUCGAUUUGAAAACGGAUUUGAAUGCUCAUUAUGAGUCUCAUGCCGAGGAUAGACCAUUUAAAUGUGAAGUGUGUGGAUUUAGAUGUGUGUCCGAACGAGGGCUGACAUUCCAUAAGACUUCCCAUACAAGCAGUGCAAGCAACAUGUGUGAGAUUUGUGGUCGGACGUUUAAGUAUAAAGCUGGCUUGACGAACCAUCUUCGAGAACAUGCUGGCACCAAGCCUUUCCUGUGUGGGCAGUGUGGGGAAGGCUUUGUGUUUCAGCGGUUCCUCACCAGACACUGUACGAUCAAGCAUAAUAUUGUGUUUCAGCACAGUUGUAAGACAUGUGGUCAUAGGUUUAAGUCUUUCAAAGCAUUGAAACAUCACCGAGCAAGCAGUCAUCGGAGAGCGCCAAGUAUGUUUACUUGCAGGAAGUGUGGAGAGAAGAUGAGGGGGAUGGCUGGCCUCAUCAACCAUCGGAGAAAACAUCUUGAAGAGGCAUCACCGGAAGGGAGGCAAGCUACAGUGGCUGCUGAUGCUGCAGUGGAACAAACAGACACAGAGCAGCGAGGUGUGGAGGAGGAAGCAGACAAGGAGAUCCAGCAUUUGCUGAAGAGAUUCACACGGUCAAGAGGGGAGAGUACUCCGGGGAAGUACCAGAAAAUGAUGAAGAGUAAUACUGCAGUUGCUGAAGACACAACAGAUCAGUCAGCCCAGCCCGACACCAAGACCCCGACAGUCGAGGACAGCGCAGUUGUCAUGAAGAAUGACCUGACCCCAGACAAGGACAUCAGUGGUGAUGUCGUGUUCAACCAAGAAGGAAAGCCAAGGAAAGUAUGUCCGCUCUGCAACAAGCUGCUGCACCCGACCAGUAUUUACAAACACAUCCGAGACCACGACAGACCCCAAAAUUCCAACACGGCCUUCACGAAGAGCGGCCAGCCGCGGAAGCCAUGUUCUGUUUGCAAUGUGCUCAUAUCGGAAACAAGCUUGUACACACACAUGCGGAUUCACAAGAAACACGGAGAUAUCCCAGCAGUCCCUCCUCCGAAGCCGGAUGACGGGAAGAAGAGGAAGCCGUGUAAAGUCUGUGGGAAACUCUGCACGGAGUCAUCGAUGUCCAAACACAUGGUGCUACAUAUGUCUGAACGACCAUUCAGCUGUGAUAUCUGUGGAAGGAAGUUUACACAGAAAUUCCAUGUUACACGUCAUAAACAUUCUCAACAUGCUAAAAAGUGACUGUUUGUGAUCCUGAUGUUUGGCCUUAAGUAUGAAUAUACCUAUAAGUGACAGUAUUUGUGAACGUCAUAUUUUACCUUAAAUACGAAUAGUCUCAAAAGUGACAGUAUUUGUGAUCAUCGAGAACAAAUUUUCUUGCAAUAUGUUUGUAGUUUUCCUGCUUAUUCCAGACACAGAUCUGAUUCAACAUCUUCAAUAUGAUUGCCAAAGGAGCAUACAUUAUUUUCGAAAAAUUAAACUUUAAAGGUAAUGUAAACUUAAAGGUGAUGUGAAUUUUGUUUAAUCAAUUUAAUUAUUGCUUAUAAGUGUAUUAAUGAGGUAACUUGACUGGAUGACUUGGAAAAGUCAAUUAAUAAUUGGGCCAUAACUUAAUCAUGUCAGAAGUAAGAAAUAUGGAAAGAUAAUAAUGAAGUAUAAAGCUGUUGCCCAAUUAGACGAGUUUCAAGAAUCUGUCAAUAUCGACCGGAUUAGAUGAUACUAUGCUAACAGUGAAAUAUGCAUUGGUUUUAUUGAGCCAGGUGAACUUUAGCCUUUAGUGUAUUUUUAGCUCACCUCAUCCGUGAGGCCAUGAGUUAAUUUUGUCACAAUUUUGUCUGUCCACUUCUCCGAAAUUGCUUGAUGAAUUCAGCGGAAAAAAAUUCGGAUGUUUGUUAAGUAUGAAGGUGUUCAUGCUUGUUCUAGGCAUCAAAAUUUGGAUUUCAAUAUGGUUGCCAUGUGGCCAUCUUUGAUUGUAAACAAGAAAAUUCAAAAUCUUGGUGGGUGAAUGAGAUUGUGUAGUUCAAGAUAUCUUGAUCAGAAAUAAAAUAUGGCAGCUGUUAUGUUGUUUCAUGACCAGGUUCUUCAGUUUGGACAAUAAGUUGUUUUUCGUUUACACUUUGGUAACAUGGCAGCGACAAGCUCAGUGACGCUUGUGUCCCAAUUAGGGGAGGCAACUCCCAAUGCCAAGAAGUCCUUAACUUUUAAUUUACAUCCCCCUUUGUUUGGAGAACUUUUGGUAAAUCAUAUUUACAACUGUAACUUGGCACAAUGUUCUGAACCGUGAAAUGUUUGCAUAUCACAUCUGGACAUAGAAAUUGAAAUGUGCAUUAAUAUUUACCUUCAGUUCCAUAGGAAACACAUGCAUUAAAGUUCUUUGGAAUUCACAAGUCGAGGCGCGGUCGGGUAGCCUGGUGGUUUAAGCGUUCACUCGUCACGCCGAAGACCCGGGUUUGAUUCCCGACAUGGGUACAACGUGUGAAGCCCAUUUCUGGUGUCCCCCGCUGUGAUAUUGCUGGAAUAUUGCUAAAAGCAGCAUAAAACCAUACUCACUCACACAUUCACAAGUCAAACUUUUUUGGAAGGACCACUGUUAAAUAAGUGUUACGAUGAUCCAUGGAUGUGCGAUCCCUCUUCUGACACAAUGUUAUGUAUUUCAUGACCAACAAGUUCUUAACACAUUUAAUGGUUCCUCGUUUAUACUUCGGUUGUGCCAAACAUGGCAGCCACAAGCACAGCGACUCCGGCGUCCCAAACAAGGGGAGGCAACUCCCAAAACUGAAAGUCCAUAACAUAACAGCUGCUAUCGGAAAUCAAAUAUGGCUGCCAUGGGCCAUGUUGGAAAAUUCAAAUCAACAUCUCCCCAGAAACCACUUGACCAAUGAAGCUGAAAUUUCACAUACUUGUUCAAAACAAUGAUGAAACCUGAAUUUGUUCAUAGGUUUAAAUCCACUUUUUAAGGCUUAAAGAAAUAAAAGAAUCGGUUCUCGGGCAAUGGCGUUUAAAAAUAUAGUGCGGGCAGUUGUUCAAGCUAGUACAUGUAUGUAACCAAAUUAAGUUUACAAUAUUUUUGGCAAAAUUAUGUUGAUCUUAAUGUACUGUGGCAUUUUACUCCCGAGAUUGUGCGUUUGAGAUGCGGAUUAUUAAAGAGGUUUUUUUUAUUUUGAAAUAAAAACUAAAUGUGCAGCAGACUUUAUGAUGAUGUGGGGGGUGUCUGAGAACCAAGACUAAUAUUUUUUAGCCUAAUAUGGCCACCAUAUUGAAAAAGCCAUUAAUGGCCAUUAUGCUAGCAUGUUUGUUUUAACUAUAAUGAAAUUUGGUACAUCUGUAAUUAACCAUGUAAGUUGUUUUCACAUUUUUGUAGUUGGGGACAAUUUAAAUUUUGUCCUUGAUUUGACCUUUGCACUUCAAUCAUACUGAAAGCUGAAACCGCCGACAUGGCAGCAAUUUUUAACAACCCAUUUGUGGUCACUGAUCAGCCAUUUUCAGCUGUCUGUAUCUUCUCUGAAAUUGCAGAGGAAGAUGAAUGUUUGUUUAUGAUGUCAUGAUUUUUUGUUAAGUUCAUAAGGAAUUGUGUUUUUUCAAGAAUAAUUUGAAAAAAAAAUAUGGCUUUACAAAUAUUAUUCUCCUAAGAAGUAUAUAUACAAGGUUCUUUGUAGAAACUGAAGUAACUCUAAUGCAGCAGAGUUCCACAAGAGUACAUUCAUUCUGCCAGAUUUGGAAAAACGCUAUGGAAAUUUAGUUACUUUUAUUAUUGGUUGCACUUUUGUCCUUGUCUUUUUUCAGAAAAUAUAUGUAAUGGCAAUGCUGACAGCAUUUUUUGUUCAGUGUUAGUCUUUGUUUAUAUUUUACACUGUUGACUGCAUAUCCAGGUGAGCUACAGUGCUGUGGCACGAUUUUUGCCGAUUUGUUAUUUUAGUAACAUGUUGUUACAUAUAUGCCCAUCAGGUCAUGGCCCAUAUUUGUGCCUCGUGUAUUCUCAGAAAUGUUGAAAUGAUGGAGCGCUAUGGCAGUCCCUUGUAUAGCAUUAACAUAGAACAACAGAGCGUGUCCUGUUGUCCUUGUCACAGUUGGCUCAUGUGCAGCUGUGUGGGCCUUGACUGAAUAACAUGCUUUUGAAAUGUA